UAUGGCAUGACAUUAACUCACGUUUGGAUAGGCAGGGACACAUGAUAUUGCCUUAUAUCUGUAUGAUGUCAGCUAGAUUGUGGUUAAAAUGAAAAUUUAUUGUUCCCUGGCUUUAUACCUUACUAUUGGAUAUAACUUUGGCUAUGCAGAUUCUGAAAGCGUACCAUGCGGUGUGCCAAAAUUUCAGCCAGUAAAUAACCGUGUAGUUGGUGGCCACGAAGCCAGGCCAGGGUCUUGGCCGUGGAUGGUGAUGUUGGCUGAAGUAGGCGUGUUGGUCUGUGGAGGGAGCAUACUCAAUGAACAAUUUGUGCUUACAGCUGCCCACUGCUUUGAAGAUGAAUUGAGCAGAAAUCCAAUUCGUUGGCAAGCUUACGUAGGAAAGCAUCAUCUAAACUAUGAGGACGCCAGUGAAUCAAAGCAUCAUGUGAAAGAAAUCAUAAUACAUCCAGGAUUUCAAAACACCUCCAUGAAAAAUGAUAUAGCGCUUCUUAGGCUACAAGAACCAAUAAUUUUCGAUGAUUAUAAGAAGCCGAUUUGUGUUCCCCCAACUAGACGACGGGUUGUACCAUUUAAUAGUUACUGCUAUACUACAGGAUGGGGCGAUACUAGAGGUACAGGGGACAGAACUGUGUUGAAUCAAGUGAUGUUACCAAUUGUGAAUGACUACUUCUGUGGAAGAGCUGACUGGUAUGGACAAAGCUUUAUAAGAGGCGUCACAUUUUGCGCCGGUUACGCUGGGGGUGGCAGGGAUGCCUGCACCGGAGAUAGCGGCGGACCAUUUAACUGUAAGAAGGACGGGAAGUGGUAUGUACAAGGUGUAACAAGUUGGGGUUACGACUGUGCUCAACCCAAAUGGCCCGGAAUAUAUACUGAUGUAUCCAAAUACGGCACAUGGAUCAGAGAGACGAUGCUAAACUCAGGAGUGCCCUUAAACGAUUGACACACAACAGCGUUAUUUUUAUUUUUUUAAAAAUAGGGUUCCUUUUGUAUUUUUGGUUUAAAAAUGUAGAUUGAUUAUAUCUAAAGAACAUAAUGUUUUUUUCUGAUUUUCAGUAUAUACUUUCUCGUGAAUAUUGGUUAAGUAUCGUCCUACUAUUAAUAAUAUAUAGAUUUUUUUUUUCAUUUUAUAUAUUUAUACAAUGUAAAUCAUUCAUUUUUAGCUGCUGUGAAAUAUAUUUUUGUGCUUUUUUCAUUGUUUUUAGCAUUUCCUUGGUAUCAUUUGCUGACACAAACUAUGCUCGAAUUUUGAAAAGUAGUGAAACGAAAAAUUAAUUCGAUCUUCAGUGCGAUCGCAUCCUCAUUAGUGUACAUGGUCGCUAUAUAAAUAAAAUUUCAUUACUCCUUUGCAAUGCUGUCUUAGUAUUAUCGAAAGAGUAAUAACAGAAAUGUAUAAAAUUAUCAAAAUUUCAUGAAAAUAGUAAGCUGAUACUUGGUAUUGCGAUGUUUUGAGAUAUUUUGGAAAUGCUUCUACCAGACAUCACUUUAAGUGUAACAAUGUGAUUGUAUAAUUGAUUGUAUAAUAAACAUACAAUGUA
Mercenaria mercenaria is the source of this 1535-nucleotide messenger RNA. Its product is annotated as plasminogen-like. The record is from RefSeq and is a predicted model, not a curated record. Gene Ontology annotation, molecular function: serine-type endopeptidase activity. Bases 89 to 940 code for a protein of 283 amino acids. Gene Ontology annotation, biological process: proteolysis. NCBI's taxonomy places the organism in Eukaryota, Metazoa, Mollusca, Bivalvia, Venerida, Veneridae. The transcript has 8 exons.